Molecule: messenger RNA, 3755 nt
Organism: Dermacentor albipictus
Lineage: Eukaryota; Metazoa; Arthropoda; Arachnida; Ixodida; Ixodidae
Product: endothelin-converting enzyme 1-like
Biological process (GO): protein processing
Cellular component (GO): plasma membrane
Molecular function (GO): metalloendopeptidase activity
Source: RefSeq, a predicted model, not a curated record
CACGUGUACGGAUCCUUGUAGAAGAAUUCCGCGUAUAAAUCAUUAAUUAACCUUCUUUAUGUUUUUAAACUGCGAAAUCCAAAACAUUUCAUGCCCUCCAGUGGGCACGCACCACACGAGUGCAAGGGCAACAAUCAGUCCAAGCGUACGCGCUCACGCGCUGUUCAGGUGCUCACGCGGCAUCCCCUGAGCGCGAUCGAAGAAGACGAUCCUAGGCCUCUUGGGAACAGAGAGCAGCAGCACCAGUAGCUUCAUCGAUUUACUCUUCCUCAACAAGCGCGCAUAUACAGUGCUCAACGAUGCAGCCAACAACAGAUGAUGUCCCGCCCACCUCCGGAGCGCAGGUGCCCCAGGCUAAGGACGAGGAACGCAAGAAGGCGCGAUCCAAAACAUCCAAGCCUGGUUCCCCCGAGCGCCGUAGCCCGAAGAGGCGAGUCCCCAAGGAGCGAGACGACUUCGACAUGCGUCCACCGGAUCGUAGCCCAAGCCCUCGAGCGGGACCGCGAGCGUCCCGGCAAGGACGGGCGCAAGAUGCAGGAGUCAGAGUUGACCCUGCCCGCUUACCGUUCAAUCGCAAGGGCAGGGGCUUUUACCAGGCGAAACCAGUGGACGGUGCCCUGUCACCGACGGGACCGCACCAGCGCGGUCCAUCCGGUGCUUCCGGCAACGAUCCGACCGCCGCUAUGGGGAGCCUACCUAUGUCACAAAUGUCGCAGGAAGGGCACCUGGACGGUGCACAGAGCCCAACGUCGUUCCCAUCACGCCCCAUCAGCUCCACGUCGCAAGCCUUCCUCGGACAGCCGCCCUCCAGACCGCCCCCGUUGCCCCAAAAUACGUUCUCCGAGGUGACGCCGAAGCCGCGCCGAACUUUUGGACCUCUGUGCCUCACUCUUUGUGUACUGACGACGGUCGUGCUUGCGACGCUGGCGACAGUGGCGAUCGUGAAGGCUGCCUGGCGUUCGGCGGCGCCACGACCGAGCGCGUGCGAGACGCAUGCCUGCCUCGCCUACUCGAGGCGGCUCCGCUCCUCCAUCAACGAAUCGGCGAACCCGUGCAAGAGCUUCACGCGCUUCGUUUGCGACGGCUGGCGGCGUGAGCACAGUGGCACCAUGUGGGAGGAACAAUUCCGUUACGUGCUCGACAAGCUUACCACCUCACUGAAGGACAUCACCGUUCCGCCGUCCGGACAAAACGAGGAGCAACGGGCAGCCGCCGUGUACCGCAGCUGCGUGUCGCUGUUCGAUGGCGGCAGGGACGAUCUGCCGGCCGUCCGGAAGGCGCUCGAUGACGCCGGCAUCGUGUGGCCGCAUCCGUCCACGGACGCCGACGUCCUCUACACGCUCAUGUACUGCUCCCUCAAACUGGGCUGGGACGUGCUGCUCAAUUUCGACAUCGUGGCGAACAGCAGCCGCAGCCGCAGUGCGGUUGAGCUGAUCGCAGGUCCAGGCAGGCUGUUUUCAUUCCUGUACGAGAAACACAUGCGCCUGUACGUGAAUGAUGAGGGCGAGGCGAACUUCGAAUUUCUCAAGGAGCGCUUUCAGCGCAACAAUACGGUCACCGUAACGUACAGUCAGACGGAAGGUUUCGAGGACCUUGUGCUGAAAAAGCUUUUGUACGCCGGGGCGAUGCGCAAAGCCAGCGUCAAAAGUUUAAUUCCGGAUGCGUCGGACAUAGGCCUGACCGAAGCUAAGUGGACGGAAACUCUCCGGAAACUUAACAUGAGUCUGGCCGAAGGUCCCUUGCUGAGGACGACGCAUGUCGCUUAUGUUAACGCAUUGCUGGAUGUCUGGAGAUCAAAUGGCUCGGACUCGUUCCACACACUAGUCUCUUGGUCCACGGUUCAAGUGGCAGCACUUUUCGCCAACAGAGAGCUCAUUUACAAUUAUUACGAUGCUAACUACAAUAUGGCUCAGGUGCACUAUGGCAUCUUCUGUGCCACCAGAGCCAUGUUUUUUUCCAGGCAGGCACUGUUUGCGAGAUACAACGCCGAUUUUUCCCAGGGCAAGGCAGGGCCCGUUGCGAGAGAACUGGCGCUGUCGGUACGGCUUGCCUUCUGGCGCCGUCUUUCCAACUGGACCUACUUCGACGAGAACGUAACCGUGGUAGCCGACUGGAGCUCUCUUACGACAGCGUUCCACAACUUCGAGAAGCACAGCGAAGAGAACGAAACCGUUGUCCGAGGCCAGCUACCAGACAUGACGAAUUCCUUGGUGAGCAACUGGCAGCAUUCGGCAAUAGUCAGAAACACGCCCGAAGUGGAACAGAUGCUGCUCUCCAUGCUUCGCCUACGUUACUACGUCCACUCCUACGGGAAGAGGGACUUCCAGCUGAUGCCGUAUGCCCUGUCCUUUCCUCUGUUCGAUUCAACGCUGCCAUCUUCUGUGAACUACGGUGGCUUCGGAUUCGGGGUCACCGUAGCGCUGGGCGACUUGCUUCUAAACGUUUACGACGUCCGAAAAGUCCCACAAAUUCUCUCCCUAUACGAUUGCCUACAAGCCAGCCAGUUCGGCGAAGGCGUUAUUGGCAGUCAUUAUGCAGCGCAGACAAUUGGCCUCAAGGCUCUUGUCGAUGCUUACGAAAGUAGCGGCCGUGCCCUGGACAACGCUGUGAAAGGGCUCGAGAAGUAUCAGGGACUGCCGCUGGUGUUCAUCGCUAUGUGUUACAUGCUGUGCGAUGGCGACAUCACUGUGGGAAAUAGCGAGGCUGCGUGCAAUCUACCGCUGCAGCAGUUGCCCCGGUUCGCUGAAACAUUCGACUGCGCUCCAGGAGAGCCUAUGAACCCUGCGGACCGAUGCUGGCUGCUUUGAACACUUCGGUGUAUGUGUGGUUGCUGCGCACCGUUGAAUAUGAUGGCGCUUUAUACUUCUUGUGUUUGUCGUUCAAGACUUACUUGUACAAACUUACGCAUAACUGUCGGAGCCAGCACCCCUCGUUAAGAAUGCAGGCGGCAUCUUGCCUCUAUGUGCGCACUGACUGCCAUUGCGGGGCCGGUAAUCGGUGAAGUUAUACGCUGUUCUUUAAUUUACGUCACUCUUACGUGUUUGUGAGAUUUUUUCAGGUAUGUUCUAAGGAUUCAUUGUUUGUACUGGUGAGCUCGGUUAGGCACUGCCCAAUGAAAACCUGUAUAAAAUCGAGUUAUCUAGGUGCUCUGCUACGAUCGACUUGCGAGGCUGCACAUGUCAAAACAGCCACAAACAGUUUCAGGUGACUUCGCUGCAAAUGUGGUUGUGCUUCUUGCGGAACUGUCACUCUUGCGGCAGCUCAUGGAUUUGACUGCAGUGUAAGGCUUUUUUUUUUGUUGCUGCGCUGGCUCUGGUUGGUGCAUGUGGUUUAUUUGCUCGAUUUUCUUGUUUCUUUAUCUUUAUCUUUAUCUUUAUCAGCAAUAGCGACUUGGUGCUUAGAGUGGCAAAUGAACAUUAACCUAACAAAAACAGUAUCAAUGAUCAUUACACGCAAAAAGAACCCGUUACCCUUUGUGUACAGCAUUAAUGGCCAUAACUUAUCCUCUGUUACAGAAUAUAAAUACCUUGGUUUAGUAAUUACGUCAGACCUUAGGUGGAAGUCAUGUAGCUCACAUUAAAAAGAAAGCCAUGAAUAAGCUCGGAUACCUGAGGAGGACCUUGGCUAAAUCUACAUGUAAUAUAAAAUUAUUAGCAUACAAAACUUGCAUCAGACCAUUGUUAGAGUACGCUACUCCUGUCUGGGAUCCGUGGACCCAAGCAAGCAUAAAUAUGAUUGAAAUGAUACAGCGGAAA